This is a messenger RNA of Lactuca virosa, 1795 nucleotides long. The record is from the annotation of a GenBank genome assembly. NCBI's taxonomy places the organism in Eukaryota, Viridiplantae, Streptophyta, Magnoliopsida, Asterales, Asteraceae.
GAAUAAACUCAAAGAGAAAGAUAGAGAGAAUCCAUGGCGGAAGGAAGUAACGGAAACAUAAACUCAGAGAUUUACAAGAAGAUUCCCAAUAUAAAGUUUACAAAGCUUUUCAUCAAUGGAGAUUUUGUUGAUUCCGUUUCAGGAAAAACAUUUGAUACGAUAAAUCCGGGUACAGAAGAAGUGAUAGCAAAGAUCGCAGAAGGAGAUAAAGAAGAUGUCGAUUUGGCGGUAAAAGCUGCCCGAGAAGCCUUUGAUCAUGGUUCUUGGCCACGUAUGCCCGGAUGUGAGAGGGGUAAAAUAAUGAACAAAUUUGCGGAUUUAAUAGAUGAAAACCUCGAAGAAUUAGCAGCAUUGGAAACGCUUGAUGCGGGCAAAGUUUUUAGUUUUGAAACCGAUGUUGACAUCCCCGAUGUAUCAAAAGAACUUCGUUACUUUGCUGGGGCAGCAGAUAAAAUUCAUGGAAGAACUUUGAAAUUGUCUCGCCAAUUGCAAGGCUACACUUUGCUUGAACCUAUUGGAGUUGUUGGCCUUAUAAUCCCUUGGAACUUCCCUAGUGGCAUGUUCAUUCUUAAAUGUGCACCGGCUUUAGCCGCCGGUUGCACCAUGGUCGUCAAGCCAGCCGAACAAGCACCCCUCUCGGCUCUCUACUUGGCCCAUUUGGCUAAACUAGCGGGGAUCCCGAAUGGUGUUAUCAAUGUUGUGACAGGAUUUGGGCAUACUGCGGGUUCUGCUGUCGCUUCACAUAUGGAUAUAAAUAGUGUUAGUUUCACUGGCUCAACGGAAGUCGGACGAUUAAUAAUGCACGCUGCAGCUAAUAGCAAUUUGAAAACGGUUUCUUUAGAACUCGGGGGAAAAUCCCCUCUCUUGAUUUUUAACGAUGCAAAUGUUGACGAAGCUGCGGAUCUUGCUCUCUUUGGGAGUCUUGCUAACAAGGGAGAAAUUUGUGUUUGUACUUCACGUGUUUUUGUUCAAGAAGGCAUUUAUGAUGAGCUUGUGAUAAAAUUGGUUGAAAAGGCAAAAACGUGGGUCGUUGGUGAUCCCUUUGAUCCUAAGACGCAACAAGGACCCCAAGUGGAUAAGAAACAAUAUGAGAGAGUACUUUCAUACAUUGAUCAUGGAAAGAGAGAAGGUGCUUCGUUGUUAGUUGGUGGUAGGCCUUGUGGUGACAAGGGAUAUUAUAUCGAGCCAACAAUCUUUGAAAAUGUUACGGAUGAUAUGCUUAUUGCAAAGGAUGAAAUCUUUGGUCCAGUUAUGGCUCUUAUGAAAUUCAAGACAAUUGAAGAGGUGAUUACAAGAGCAAAUGCAACGACAUAUGGUCUAGCAGCUGGAAUCGUUACUAAUGACUUGAACAUAACUAACCGGGUCUCGAGAUCAAUUAAGGCAGGUGUCAUAUGGAUAAAUUGUUACCAUAGUUUUGAUUCGGGGUGUCCUGUUGGAGGAUACAAAAUGAGCGGGUUUGGAAAGGAUCAUGGUGUGGAAGCCCUAGAGAAGUAUCUUCAAACAAAAGCUGUUGUGACUCCCAUUUACGAUUCACCAUGGUUGUAAAUCUUUAUAACUUUAGUGUCUUGUGUGUUUGCUGAAAUCUGGGAGGAUUUUGCAAAGUAUUUUACAUAAAGUGAUAGUUGUUCAUGUAACAUAGUAAAUAGAUUUUAAUUCAUAAAGUUGCCAUUAUGGUAAUGAUAUUUUGUAUUAUGAUAUAGAAUAUAAUUUGCCAAUAUGUGAGCGAUUACUGAAAUAAUUGAUGUUAAGACGGUUGUGGUGUAUGUAUGUGAAAUAGAAGUGGUAAGUAGAGGUG